CGGAGUCUGGAUAUCUCUCACCGACAGCAUCUUUUUCCACCCGGAGAGAAGCAUCGGCUCCCGAGCGGAGCUUCCUCGGGCAGCCUCUGCCACCUCUGCAUGGCUGCAACCUGUCGAGUGGAGCGUAGAGGCCGCUGAGACCGGGUGCCCUACGACCCCCUGGCUGAUCCGGGACCCUGCUGCAGAGCGCACCCGGCGGGAACCCCGGCACAGCCAUGCUGGCCUGUCUGCAGAGGACCCAGAACCCUCCCGGCCAACACCUGGCCUGCCCAAGCAGGAGCCUGGAGCUGCGCAAGUGUGAGACGGUGGCCAGCUCCAUGCAUUCCUCCCGCUACCCGAGCCCGGCCGAGCUGGACGCCUACGCCGAGAAGGUGGCCAACAGCCCGCUGUCCAUCAAGAUCUUCCCCACCAACAUCCGGGUGCCGCAGCACAAGCACCUCAGCCGCACGGUCAACGGCUAYGACACCAGCGGCCAGCGCUACAGCCCCUACCCGCCGCACAGCAGCGGCUACCAGGGCCUGCUGGCCAUCGUCAAGGCCGCCGUGUCCUCCUCCAGCGGGGCCGCACCCGCCGGGCCGGCCAAGGGCGUGCUCAAGAGCGUAGAAGGCAAGCGGACCAAGCUGUCGCCUGCCACCGUGCAGGUGGGCAUUGCGCCCUACCCAGCCCCCAGCACUCUGGGGCCCCUCGCCUACCCCAAGCCCCCCGAGGCGCCUGCCCCGCCACCCAGCCUGCCCGCAGCGGCCACCACGGCCUCGGUGAUCCCCCUGCCCGGCCGCGGGCUGCCCCUGCCGCCCUCCAACCUGCCCUCCAUCCACAGCAUCCUCUACCAGCUCAACCAGCAGUGCCAGGCCCCCGGCGCUGCACCCGCCGCCUGUCAGGGUGUGGCCGUCCCCCACCCCAGCCCGGCCAAGCACGGCCCGGUGCCCAGCUUCCCCAGCAUGGCCUACUCGGCCACCGCGGGGCUGCCCGACUGCCGCAAGGGCGCCGAGCUGGGCCAGGGAGCCACGCCGGCCCUGACCCUGGCGGGGGCCACCAAGCCCGCAGGCUACGCCGACGGCGGCCUGGAUUACCUGCUGUGGCCCCAGAAGCCGCCCCCGCCGCCGCAGCCCCUGCGCGCCUACAGCAGCAGCAGCGCGGCGGCCAGCAAGUCCCCCGAGGCGUGCGGCGGGCGGGCCUACGAGGGGCUGCCCGCCGGCUUCGCCGUGGGCCAGUACUUUGCCGCCCCCUGGAACAGCGUGCUGGUGACCCCCACCAGCGACUGCUACAACCCGGCGGCCGCGGCGGCGGUGGCGGUGACUGAGCUGGGGCCCGGGACGGCGCGCGAGCUGGCGGGGCCCGCGGCCGACGGCCUCUCGGGCCUGCCCAGCAAGAGCGUGUGCAACACGUCGGUGCUGAGCAGCAGCCUGCAGUCCCUGGAGUACCUCAUCAACGACAUCCGGCCGCCCUGCAUCAAGGAGCAGAUGCUGGGCAAGGGCUACGAGACGGUGGCCGUGCCCCGGCUGCUCGACCACCAGCACGCGCACAUCCGCCUGCCCGUCUACAGAUAAGGCCGCCCGGCGCAUGCGCGGACUGACGGCCGGACGGGGCGGGACGCAGGCUGCAGUGGGCCAGGGGCGGGGUCAGGGGCCGGCCCUGCGCCCGCAGAGCCCGCGGGGAAGCCAGGCCCGCUGCCGCCUCGGUGCCGCGCGGGGAGAGGCAGGGUGACCUCGGAGGCCCCRCCCCAUCGGCUACCCCAGGACACCACGGGGAGGGUCCGGGAUGUCCAUGGCUCCCUCCACCCAGGCCGGCAGAGGCAGGGGGAGAGAAGCCACCUCAACGCAGGAAUGGUUCUUUCUGGGUCUCUAGAAGAGGGGCUCAGACCACCAGGGUGGGGUGCAGGAGGAAAUGGGGUGCUCCAGAGUCUCUUCCCACAGUCUCCCGGAAAAAGGAGCAAAGGGGGGCCUUUAGGAAGUCAUGGGGUCCAAAGGGUCCCCCUGYCAGUUGAUCCAGGUGAAGACCACUCGGACCCCAGAGUCCUACCGUCACCCCCACCUCAGUCCCUCCUCCCUCAGUCUCUUCCCCCCCCCAGAUUUCUUAAUAGAAUUGCAGCCCCCCCCCACACACACACACACCAUUCUCUGUACCCUGGACCCACAUCUACCCCCCUUCCCUCCAAUACAUCUUAUAGGGCUGCUGGGCACAGUUGUGCAACUGCGCACUGCACAGGGGACCUCCUUUGAGGACACCACCUGCAUCUUAGAUUUGUAUAUUUAUUACAAUUUUCUGCAUCCUGAGGAAGAGGCACCAUGGGGGCUGGCGAUGGGCCUGCAAGCUUAGACCCCACUCAGAGGGACCCCACUUACCUUCUUUGGAGGGGAGUUUCCUGGGAGCCAGCGAGGGGGCAGCCUACCGAUUGUAUUGGGAGACCCCAUCCGACUCCUUUCUGGCAGACUGGCCUCCAGGGCCUGGCCCCCUCCAUCAUGGGGGGAAGGGAGGCAGGGGUCCCCAACAAGUCCCCAAGGCCUGAAGUCCCACACGUCUCGGCCCUCCUGGCGCUCRGGCCCGGUACUGUAUCUCUCCAAGGCCUGUUCAAGCACUAAGUGCAUUUACGAAUCUCUGAGAAUGUUUUUUUUUUAUACUAAAAUUGACCAUUAUAUUCUACUGUGAGAAGUGCGCUCCGCACUAUAUUGUUUUAAAAAUGAAGAG
Messenger RNA from Urocitellus parryii (Arctic ground squirrel), 2685 nucleotides. It is a transcript of the gene Fam222a, whose product is annotated as family with sequence similarity 222 member A. The record is from RefSeq and is a predicted model, not a curated record. Lineage: Eukaryota; Metazoa; Chordata; Mammalia; Rodentia; Sciuridae.